AUGCGUCGAGAUUACUUGAGAGAGUUGACUUGCCACAGAGACAAGCAGCGCAGCAUCAGCGACGAAGCGCAGGAGGUUCUCCAAGACCUCCAGGAGCAUCCUGUGAUGUUCUUCGAGCCAUUGAAGUUUGUGCUGGAUGAUGUGACAAAAGAGUUCAUCAAGCUUGUGGUGGAAGAGCGGUAUCCUCACUAUCCUGGACGCCACGUCCUGACCCUUGCAGGUCCCUGGGACUUUGCUUUCCUCGGUGAUGUGCCGUUCGCAUCUGCGGCCUGGGUUCGGGAAGAGGAUUUGCAGCGACAAGUCUGGGUUCCCGAUCCUUUCAACGCAAGGGAAUGGCUUUGCCCUUCGCAAGCGUGCCCGGAGUUCGCCACCAAGCCAUGUGCUCGAUGCUGUGAUCGGCGGCUUGGGGAAACUUGUCAGAUCAGCAGAGAGUGCUGUGACCCUGUUGCGCUGGGGCGGCUUGGCGUUGCUGCCUAUCGCAUCUAUCUCCCAAGCUCCGUGAGCUUGUUGUACUUCCAAGCUUGCGCUUUGCACUGCGCAGUCUUUAUCAAUCGCAGCCUGGUUUCACGGCAUGUGAGUGGCUACAGCCCGUUCUGGGUGAGCCUCGCCGAGUUCCGGGCACACAGCCCCGGAAGCUUCGGCUUUGAGCUCUUGGUGCUGGCAGACAGCCGCUUUACCGGAGAGGCACCCGUGCAUCAAGAAACCCACGACUGGCUCCAACCUGGAGGCCUUCUGCGGCCCGUCGAGGCCCACAUCCUCCCGCAGCCCACGCAGCACAUUGCACAUGUGUCCGUGGUUCCGUCAAAAGACAGUGGCAGACGUGGCAACGUGCAGGUGACAUUGAAGUUGUCCGAAGGAUGCGGCCCUGGCAUGACCGCCAAGAUUCGGUUUGACGACCACCACCUCCUGGCCACAGAGCGCAAUGUUGGCAAAACGACGCAGUGGACGGAGCAGGUCCCAGAAGCGAAGCUGUGGACACCGUCGGAACCCCAACUCCACGUGCUUACCCUCAGCCUCUUCUCUUUGGAGGGAGUGCAGGUGGAUGCCGUUUCGGUUCGCUUUGGGCUCCGGACCGUGGAGUCGACGGAGGGUCAAAUCCGCAUCAACGGGGAGCCUCUGCUCUUGCUGGGGGUGAACCGGCACGAGAGCCAUCCCUUUGGCGGCAUCUUUAUGACUCUCGAUGCUCUUCGGCGAGAUAUUGAACUGCUGAAAGAGCUUGGUGCCAAUUUCGUUCGAGGCUCUCACUACAGCCAAGACCAACGCUUUCUGGACUUAUGUGAUGAGAAUGGCUUACUGGUCUGGGAAGAGGCCGUGGCCUGGCAGCCCUCCCUGGAAGACCUGCAGGAUCCGAUUUUCAUGAGCCAGCAGCUCCAGGCUCUGGAUGAGACGAUCGAUGCUUCCGUGAACCACCCAAGCGUCAUCAUUUGGGGAUUCCUCAAUGAAGGCGAGGCGAACGUGAGGGCUUCCAGGGAAGCAUACCAGCAGCUGGCAAAGUUCACCAAAUUGAAAGAUCCUUCUCGCUUGGUCUCGUGGGCAUCGAGGCACAAGGUGCGCGACGAGACCCUGGAUCUGGCCGAUGUCAUUGCCUUCAACGACUACCCAGGCUGGUAUGAUGCCCUUGUGCCGGACAUUCCGGCUGUCUGGCAGAGCUAUGCUGAUUGGGUGCGGGUCCAUCACCCUGGCAAAGCCGUGCUCAUUGCAGAAGCAGGCGCCAGUGGCCUGGCCAAUUUUCUGCGGCCAGCGAAUUCAUCUGGCGCGGGUCUGGAGAUGUGGUCAGAAGACCUGCAAGCGGCCAUAGUAGGUGCGACGAUAGCAUCGGCAGUGGCUGCCGGAUACGCGGGAGUCGCUUUGUGGCAGUUUGCCGACUCGCGCGUGGACGUCGCACUCCUCGAAGAAGACAACCAGCGGCGGCAGGAGCUCCCGGUGCCCAUCUUGGAAGUCGGGGCCGGCUCCGCCUGGGUGGAGCAAGUCGCGGUUGGAUAUCAGAUAACGAACUCUCCUUUCGGACAUCAUAUGGCCUUGCGGCCACGAGGUCUGAACAACAAAGGUUUGCUGUCUCUGUCGAGGCAGCAUCGCAAGCUCGCCUUCGAAGUUGCUAAAGAAGGCUUUCGUGGCUUCUGCUUCCCGAUCGUGCCGGGAAGACCUCUGGAGCCUUCGACACCAACAGCCGUGGUAGAGAUCGAGUCGUUGGAGCCGAACGAUGCCAUGCAAUCACAUGCAGGUUGCACCGGUUGCAUCCUGGCAGCGCACACAUGGAAUCCGGCAGACAGGCCUCCAGGAGAGCCAGGUCUGCGAGUACACGGCCACCGCCUGGCUUCCCGUGCAGCCCGAUUCGUUCUGAAAGCGGGGCUGCUGAGCCUGGCAGGGCACUCGGACGGCCGGCUUGCAGCAGUCGGCGGCUUCGUGACUGUCGCAGGUACUCGCGAUGUUGCCUCCAGCUACGUUGCCGUCAGAGAAGCUCCGACAUCGCUUUGGCGGUUUGAGAUGCAAGACGACCCGAAUGUUUUUCUUCUGAGGGUGAUCGCUGGCAAACGUUGUGGUGGAGUUUUAUCGCUUGAUGCCGGGAAUGCCGGCAAGCGAAGGAGAUGGAAACUCGGUGUAUGCAGUGGUUCAUAUGGAUGCUUCAUUGGCCACCCUCUUCAAGAUGCGUGUGAUCGUUUGAGCAGCUUGAGCUUCGAGCUGAACGUGGAGCUAGGAAAGGCGCGACGCGCGGCAUCCGGAGAAGAAGGCCCAGGGCUGGGGCCCCUGGCAGGGGCCUGCAGGGUUUCCGUAGCCACCGGCACUCUCCGGCCAUGGAUGCCGCACUUUGCGGGCAUUGCUGUGUGCCUUUUGGCACUUUGCCAUGCCGAAGAGAGAGCGAAGUCGGACCUGGAGGCCGAGGCCGAGGCGCAGCAGGCGCAGCAACUCCUUUCCAGGGCAGCACUUUGUUUGCUUGGGGCUAUCAUUGUGCCGCGCACUGGCAGGAUGUGCGGUGUCGAGCGGUUGACAAAGUCCCAUGCAGUGGAACGCUGGGUGAGGCAGCGCUUCCAGUUGCUGGACGCCAUGGUCGGAGCCCCACCGAAGCACAGCUUGCCAGAGGAGCUCCGAAAGCUGGGAGAGGCACUGCUGGCAGCUGCAACGCCUGCGGAGCUCGGGCCUUUGCUGGUGACCUGGACCACCGGUGAAAGGAGCUUCGUGCAGCAGGCCCUCAAUCUUGGGUUGUCCAUUCGACGCAAUGUGCCACAUCUGGAGAAGAGGUUUGUUGUCGUGUCAAUGGAUCGACGGGCACACCAAGAAGUGAAAGACUUUGGGUUCCAGUCCGUGCUGCACCCGAAAGAAGCCGAUCUGUCAGACGUGAUCUGGAAGUUCCGCUGGCAUCUUCUGCUGGUAGCCGUCAGGUAUGGGCUGCGCCUGGCAGUAGUCGACUCUGAUGUUGUCGCAUUCCGAGAUCCCUUUCCUUUACUUGGCCAUGACGCUGACUUGGAGAUUGCCACGGAGCAUUUCUGGCCGGAGAAGCAUUUGUGGAAAGGCUGGGUACGGCCCGAGGAUGACCUGAGCACCGGCUUCAUUUUCGUCCGCCCAUCUCCGACUCUGGACACCUUUCUGGAUGCCUUCCUUGCAGCAAAUGCAAAUGAAUCGCUGCCUGGCGGACUUCUGCGGGACCCCUUCGAUCAACGUGUGUUUAACAAGUUUGUGAAGGGCGUCGCUGCGCGGUGCAGUCCGUGUGUUCAAGGGCUCUUCAACGACAUGGUCCUGCAAGUGUCACCAGGUGUACCGGGGCGAACUUCUAAAGAUCAAUUACGUUUGCGAGUUCUUGAUCCUCGGGAGGUCGUGGCCAAUGGAGUGAAUUUCUUUUGGCGGAAAGCACAUCUUCAAGGCGAGAAGCCGACGAUGCCGGCUCUUGCUCAUGCCAACGGCGUCGGGCCGAAAGACUACUUUCUCCAAGAUCGGGGUGCUUGGUUUUUGGAUGACCUCAAAGAGCGCUUUGGCCUCAGGCCUCGCUUCUUCGUUUACCGGCAUCCGUCGAAUCUCUCCUUGAAGGAGGACUUCGCACACUUGGCUGGGGCUUUGGAAGUUGCGCGGACUUUGGGGCGUCGCCUUAUCCUCCCAAACAACAUGAACUGCCAGAAUUGUCCAGCUUUUGAGGCAUAUGGCUUGAACGUCAGCCUUGGUGGCAUAUGCACUGUGGACUACUUUGCGUAUAUGUUCCGCUUCUACCACGUGCAUUCAUCAGAGGUGGUGCCUGCUGGCACAGGUGUUGAUCCAGCAUUUGAGGCGUUGUGGGGCAAGCCGGUGAAGCUCGCAGCUGACCCCGUAGAUGUGGCACGAACGAGCACGCGCACGGAAUAUCCAGUGGUCUAUUUUCCGGGAGAUGUCCGUGAACUCCGCGACGCUCUUCAGGCCAAAGGCACACUGCGAAGGAAUGACUGCAGCUAUCAUGAAUGGCCUCAUCGGUUCAUGGCUUGCCGUGACGAGGCCUUUGUACGGCAUCAUGGGGCACCCUGCCAGUCGUCAGCUGGCCAAUCUGGAUGCGGCGCAGAGGGAUUCGUGUGCUGCUGGUCGCAUCAUGGUCGCGCUGAUCGCUUGGAGUACUACACCGGCGUAGCCUGGGACUUGCCGUGCGACUGUGGGUUAUCCUGUCCAAACGUGCCCUCCUCCACUCCUGGAGUCCGCUGUUGCGGCAAUGGUUCGGCUCAGUGCACAUGGGCUGCUGAAGCCAAUCUGGUGCCACCUGCACCGGCGAAUCCUGACAAGGACCUUCCGUUUGCAUCAUCGUCGGUGCUGGAGUCGUUUGUGGUGGGGGACCUUUCUGCUGAGCAGGUCUUGAGCAUUUGCUUGGCCCACCGCAGUGUGUACUUCAUCGUUCGUGAGCCUCUAGAUGGGGUGCCCGAAGCAGACUGCAACGCCUUGGUCAGUGCUUAUGUCAUUGGUCGACGAGAGUGGGAGGCCGCGAGGCGAUGGUGGCAAUUCUCUCUGAAUCUUCGACGAAGUGGCAAAUCACUGUCUGUUUCUGUGGCGAGCGGUGAACCUGACCAGCUGAUCCUAAACCUCGGCAAAGUCAAACAUGACGAAGAUCAGCUUGGAUUUCUCGCUCAGAGCAUCCCCGAGCUAAGCAAGCAUCUGGAGAAAACAGCUGCGCUGCGGCGCGAGCUGGGUCGAUAUUUGGCAGGUGCCCGUGAUCGAACUGCCCUGGUGCAUGCUGCCAUGGCUGCGACAGACACGACAAACUGUGCUCUUCACGUUCCAGACGGCUUCCAAUUAAGUCCGGAGCAUACCGAGCAGAUGAAAAGGAUGCUGGCAGUGGCGGCCAGAGAGUUCUACCAAAGCCCGGCGCCAUCAGCAAUGACCCAACCGGCAGUGCACAGCAACCUUGUGCCCUCUGAGGUGCUUGUCAGCAUCUCCGGUCUGCUUCGUGCCUCCACUGUGUGGUACCUCACGCUUGGAGGAGGCAUAGCCUUGGAAGCACAACUCCGUGACGGCCUGCAUGCAGCGCCUUUCUUGGAACUUGGCCUGCUCCUUUCGGAAGCGCUCGGAGGCCUGGCGCUCACGGACAUCCGGGCGAGGACCUACGUCGACGCGGCUUCGCCAUUCUCGAACCUGGGGCUUGAAUGCUUUGCAGCUGAUGCCGCCGUGCUCCUGCUUGGCCCGGGUAACUUGACGUUACGGUCGGUGUUCGACGACAGCUUUCCGCUUUGUGAUGUUUCUGAACAUCGCAACGUAACUUCCCUGCUUCACAUGGACCGGGCACAGUGGUCCAUGCGAGAUUCAGGAGUGGAAGCAGGUGGUCUGGCUUUGGUGCGCGCGGGCCAGUGGUGCGAACUUCUUAUGCAUCGAGUUGCUGCCAACUUCGCUGAGAACCCGAUGCUUCUUUUCUUCCACUUCGGUGCUGGUCCUGAAACCCGGAGGCAGGUGCUGCGAAGGAAAACCUUCUUGCACGAGCAUGAUCCCCACAUCUUCAAGUACGCCACUUGA
Molecule: messenger RNA, 5952 nt
Organism: Symbiodinium necroappetens
Lineage: Eukaryota; Dinophyceae; Suessiales; Symbiodiniaceae
Source: the annotation of a GenBank genome assembly